AUAAGUCUACAACUGGAGAUCACAGUCUCACUUAGCAUCAAGACAGGAUGAAACUCACACUGCUCUGCUGGCAGCUCUUGCUGUUGAGUACACUGGUAUACUGUAGCCUCGGACAAGGUGGAGAUAUCUCUCUUCCUGCCUAUCUGAGUGUCAGUCCUGACAGAUCUCAGUUCUUUAAAUAUGAGUCUUUCUCUCUGAGCUGUGAGGAUCAGGGGAACUCUGCUGGAUGGAGAGUGAUGAGGAACGCAGAGAGAGGGAAUGUUUCAGAGUGUAAUACUGAGUGGGGAAAACAACAAGGGUCUUCAUGCAUCGUAUUGCUAAUACCAUCAGACAGUGGAGUGUACUGGUGUGAGUCUGGGUCUGGAGAACACAGCAAUGUUGUCAACAUCACAGUACCUGCUGGUGCUGUGAUCCUGGAGAGCCCUGCCCUUCCUGUGACUGAGAGAGAUUCUGUGACUCUGAGCUGCAGAUAUCAGGGAACUCUCUCUAACCUCACAGCUGAUUUCUACAAAGAUGGAUCCCUGAUCAGGACUGAGACUACAGGAGAGAUGACCAUCCCUGCAGUAUCCAAGUCAGAUGAAGGACUCUACAAGUGUACCAACUCUGAAGGAGAAUCACCAGAGAGCUGGAUGACUGUGACAGUUCCAGCUCCCAUUCCAUCUCCAGCAGUCCUAGUGUUGUCCAUGUCUCUACCCAGGCUGCUCUGUAGUCUACUGGUGGGGUCUCCCUACCUGCUGGUGACCAUCAUACUGAUGGUGAAAGGCUGCAGGAGCAGGACUCAAGGGUAAACCAGGAUACCCAGGAAGACCCACCAAGACCAAUUAGGUGAUCGUGUUGAAGAAGAGUGAGGCUGAGAUCACCUGAUCACCAUAACAACCAUCAGAAUGGAACUCAUGGAAUUCUAAUAUAGAACUGUGAGUCACAAUGCUGUAUGUUGUUACAUUGUAGCUCCACCUGCUGGAACAAUAGUGGCAUUUGAUCAAAUGUGAUCUAUUAACUGAUACAUGUAUUAUUCUGAUUGGAAUGUGUUUCAAUAUAAUGUGUGUUGUAUUAUUCAUUCAGCAGCUGUCCUUUAACAUCAGUCAUAUACUGGUCAUAUACUGUAUAGCAUUAUGGUUGAUACAUUGUAAAUGCCUUCACUUUUCAUGUCUAUACAGAUCAACUGAUAGGUGUUGAGGUUCAGGCAUUAUUGUUACAGAUUCAGUAUAAUGUUAUACCGUUACAUGUUACAGAGUUAGAAAACAUACAGGAGAGGAGAAAUCAAUUGUUACAAUUAUUUACUUUAUUAUCCCAUUUUGGUCUCUAGAAUAGUGCAGCAUAAUUUUCUUUUACUUAAACAUGAAACUAAUGUUGGACUUUUGUUUUAUUGUGUUUUUGUGCAAAACCAUUAUUUUUCAAUGAAUCAUCCUGGUAAGGUAUUGCUUUUGUCUUUGUAGCAUAUAGAAUUAAAUGAAUGAUUUUCCUCAA
Messenger RNA from Oncorhynchus kisutch (coho salmon), 1467 nucleotides. RefSeq names its product Fc receptor-like protein 2. The record is from RefSeq and is a predicted model, not a curated record. The transcript is spliced from 7 exons. Gene Ontology annotation, cellular component: external side of plasma membrane. The coding region runs from base 48 to 788 and encodes 246 amino acids. Gene Ontology annotation, molecular function: transmembrane signaling receptor activity. Lineage: Eukaryota; Metazoa; Chordata; Actinopteri; Salmoniformes; Salmonidae. Gene Ontology annotation, biological process: immune response; cell surface receptor signaling pathway.